UGUUUCAGCUGCCGUAGAAGCACCACCGAAGAAGUAAAAUCCGGAAAUCGGAACAAAGCCAACUGAGCUCAAAGGGCUCAAAUCACCGGCAAAGACGACACCAAAAUGUCCCAAAAUGAAAUUUGCACAGCGCGGGAAGACAACGAAGGCUUUUCGUCCGCUGAAAUUGUCGAAGAUGUUCAGCAACUCAUUGGUUACGGAGGACAAGUCCCGCACUCUCCCAUGAAGCAGGAAAAGGAGGAUGUGUGCAUGAAGGAUGAAGAGGAGGGGGCCGACGUCAGCGAGCUGCCACUGACGGUCGUCUCAGUCGUGAAGAGCGAAGACGACGUGCAGGAAGCGCCCGGCUCGUCGCGGUUCAGUGACAUCACCACCCCCGCGCCAGAUGGGUCGUCAACGCCGCCGAACAAGAGUGACGCCUCACGGGAAACUUGCGACAAAGCAAAGAAGUGCCGCAAAAUGGGGCCGGACGACAUGGGGGGUCGCCCUGCGGGCAAAGUGCGUUUCGCUUGCUCGCUUUGCGGUGAAAGCUACGCGUACAAGUGCAAUUUGACGCUCCACAUGAAAACGCACACUGGGGAAAAACCCUUUGUGUGCUCCAUGUGCGGCCAAGGAUUCAUCCAGAAGGUGUCUUUGAUAGCUCACACGGCCACCCACACGGGAGAAAAACCCUUCGCCUGCUCCGUCUGCGGCAAAAGCUACUCAUAUAAGAACAAUUUGAACUCGCAUGUGCGCACGCACACGGAAAAGCCUUUCGGCUGCUCCGUGUGCGGGAAGAGAUUCACGCAAAAGGUCAACAUGGAGUCCCACGUGCGAAUCCACACGGGGGAAAAACCUUUCGGUUGCACAUUUUGCGCUAAACGCUUCACUCACAAGCCCAACUUGGUGGCGCACGUGAGGAUCCACACGGGGGAAAAACCUUUCACGUGCUCGAUCUGCGGCGACGGCUUUGCCCAAAAGGUGGCUUUGAUGGCGCACGUGCAAAUUCACACGGGAGAAAAACCCUUCAUCUGCGCCGACUGUGGGAAAACCUUUUACAAAAACGCCAAUCUGGUGUCACACAUGAAAACACACACGGGCGAAAAGCCUUUCACGUGCUCAGCGUGCGGCGAAAGUUUUGCCCAGAAAGUCACGCUGGUUGCGCACACCCGGACGCACACGGGAGAAAAACCCUUCGGUUGUUCCUACUGCGACAAAACCUUCUCUCAGAAGUCACAUAUGGUGGCCCACGUGAGAAUCCACACUGGGGAAAAACCCUUCAGCUGCUCCAUCUGCGGCGAAGGCUUUGCUCAAAAGGUCUCGUUGACCGGACACAAAAGAAUCCAUACAGGAGAGAAACCCUUUAAUUGUUCUGUUUGUGCAAAACGCUUUUCUUACAAGUGCAAUCUGACUGCGCACAUGCAAACGCACCAGGGAGAGUAAACUCAGAUCAAAUCAAGUCUUGUCAUUCUUUCGGGGUUUCUGGAAUCAUUUCUAAGAACAAGUUGCUGAAUGAAAAAACCGUCACUUGUCCCAGUUUUUCCGUGCGUGCCUCCUGUAGUUGUGUUAUACUGCCCCCUGUUGGCCAGGGUACGUACACCAGAAAGCGUACAAUCAUGACGUUCGCUUUCGUUCUUAACAACUGAAGUUCAGUUUUGAAUCAAGCCAAAGCGGUGCCGGAUCGUAAUCCUGCGUUUAGCGCCGUUCCUCCGUCCUGCCGUAUUUUUGGGAGCAGAGUCUUGAUUUUUGACAGCAACUGCGUACGUUCUGUCAGUUCACGCAGCACAAACGAGAAACGGGUCUGAAUUGGGACCUUCCACAAAGUUGUUGAAUCGCCUUCAUGCAGUCAAAAUGAUCUAAAUGUAAAGGUAUGAGCGAUAUUAAAUACCAUUUUUACUCACUAAAUACAGAGUGCCAAUACCAUUAGUUGUACUUUUCGGCCCAAACUUUUCAAUGAAGACAAUGACUGAUAAUUGUGAACAAAGAUGGUUGUUCCGUUCUUUGUAAGGCAUGUGAUGAUUCGCCAAUGUGUCCAUUGUCCGCAGUGUGGUGCCAUCUACUGGCGAGGAGGACUGGGGAGGUUGACAGACUUGGUGGCUUGACACGAGGUAUCUGUGGUAUCAAGGGUAUUGGUGGUAUCGGUGGUCUCCCAUCCCUCUUCCAAAUGAUCGGAGAACCUUUUGGAGCCGGCGGGAGGUUUUUACGUUACAGCUAUUGAAAUACGGAGAACCUCCAAAGUGGAACAGGAGAUGUUCCGUGAUGCUGGAGAAUGUCCAGUUACAAAAUCAAAAAUUGUUUUCAUCUCGCACUUAAAUUUUGGCUUCGAGUUAGGGAUUCAGAACAGGGUUAUGAUUUCAAAUUCGGCUUUCAAAAUUGUUAGGUUGAUCUAAUUUGGGCUUCCAAAUAGGGUUCGGCUAUCAAAUUAGGGUUUCAACACAGGAUGAGGAUUUCCCCCAAAACGUUAUGCUUCCAAAUUGUGAUGAGUUAUUUGUUGUUGUAUUUUGCAUUUUAGGGCCACUGAAACUAUAAUUGGUUGGCAAAAAAGAUUCAUUGUUAAUUUUUAAAUCCAAUACAGUACAUUCGUUCAGUACAGACGUUUUUUUUGGACUUUCAAGUACAAAACAUUUUUCACGAGCUCUUGUGGUGGUGCAGCUGUAGAAUGUUGGCCUCGCAGUUCUGAGGCUCGGGUUUCAAAUCCCAGUCCCGCCUGUGUGGAGUUUGCAUGUUCUCUCGGUGCCCGUGUGAGUUUUCUGCGGUCUCUCCGGUUUCCUCCCACAUCCCCAAAACCUGCUCGGAUUCUUCGGAGACUCUAAAUUGCCCCUAAAAGUGUGAUUGUGAGUACGACUGUUUUUUUUUUGUCUCUGUGUGCCCUGUGAUUGGCUGGCGACCAGUUCAGGGUUUACCCUGCCCUCUACCUGGUGACAGCUGGGAUGGGCUCCGGUACUCCCGUGACCCUCGUGAGGAUACGGGGCUCAGAAAAUAGGUGGAUGUUUUUGAAGUCAGCACAGGGUGCAACGUGUCAUGUAUCCACUAGAGCGAUGGGAGACUGAACACUAAUUGAAGGGCACCAGUCGAGUGGCCUGAAGCAUGUCGGGGGAAUCAAACCUGAUCCCUUGCAAUCGCGGGCCGCAUUUUAUCACCGUAUUCCAAAACUGACCAAGGAAGACUUGGUGAUAGAGGAGAAAUUCGUCCCCAAAAAAUUGUCUUGACUUUUGGGAUUUGAAGCAUACGCAUUGUGAAAGGUGGCCAGAUGGAUGUGCAAUAUGUUCACAAAACCACAAAUAUUUUUUCAUUUUUUUUAAACAGUUAAUUCUCUCAGGAGUUUGGCGUUGUGACGUCACACACACUUUUCCUAAAUAUACUUGUUGCUGGAAGGGGCCCAUGCCCUUUAAACGAAAUGACACGAAAAUUCAUUUCUACUUUAUGUUGUUUUGCAUUUCGCACUUCCCUUUUUUAAAUUAUAUUUUUGAUUACUUUUUUAAUGACCAAAAGUAAUCCCUGAAGAUAAAUUGACUUCAAAAAUGCAUUUUUUUUUUGUUUUUUUUUUUUAAACUGAACUUGUUUUAGGCAACGGCGUCACUGAUGUUGGUGAAGGCUUCGUUUAGUGAAGCUUCAUGUGCGCGUGACGCCGUCUGCUGGCCGUGUGUGAAAUUACAGGCAGCUGGAUCUACAUGAGUGUGUAAAGAAAAAAAAAAAUCCAUCAAGAACGUGUAUGAUGAAAUAGAAAUAAAAUAUUGUGAAGGUUUUCUUGUCUGUAAAUACUCUCAGUAUGAUGUGACACUACUAGUUUUUUCACCACGAAACAUGAUUUUGACGUAUUUGGCUUUUUCUAACUCCCGCCAUGAAAUUCCUCCAGAGGGAUUUUGUUUUUGAGAAGAAGCAGGAAGUGACGUACGGGGCAGGAACGCCCUCAAGCGGACUCGUUUUUUGUUUCUAUUAGUUUUACCUGUGGGAAGGUAACUUUUUGUUACUUUGCGUUAGCAAAAAUGCCGGCUUGUUGCAUUGCUGGAUAUCGCUCGAACACUCGGGAGGAUGGAUCUACUCUUCAUACUUUUACAAAAGACCCGGUUCUUCGUGAAAAAUGGAUUGCACGGGUGCAAAGGACGAGAGCUUGGUGGGUUCCAAAUGAGAGGUAGGUGUGUGUAUACAGCUACCAAAAAAAAUUAAUAGUGGGUUGGGGGGGGGGGCGUGAUCCUCUCAGAAUGCAACAAAAAUUCCACAUACGUUAGUCAGGGGUGCUAAAUGUCGGCUUCGGUGCCGCGUCCGCCGAUCGCGGCUUCGGCUGAGGUGGGUUAUCGCGGGGCCGAGCCAGGUCAGGGUGGCUUGUUGCGGCGCAAGGCCGUAGUUGCUCGCUCGUGGCUGAGUACACUACAUACUGUCGGGGAGUCUGUUGUUAGUUAGAAGUGAUCCGCGUAUCAUCUAAAUAUGGCUCGAAACGAUAGGGUGAUAUUGCCCCGGUCACUUCACUCCACUCUUGAGAUGUUCUGUUCUCCGAAAAGAGCUUCCGUGUCAGAAGGGGCGUAGGAAAAAUCCGAAAAUCGCAGUUGUUCCUCUCCCAUAACAGGUGCGAAUACACAGGGCUGACUUUGGUGAUUUUUAUCUUCUCUAAACUCUCCAAACUUCUCUUCCCACUACCCAGACGGUCAAAAAAUUUGAAGACUCCGUGAACCACAGAUGACCACAGAAGGAGACACUUAACCAGGCGCGUGAAUGCUAUGUGCUAACUUCCGCGGUCUGGAGGUGGCGCAGAGGGUCUACUUAGCUGCACUUAGCGCCACCUGCUGCGCCGGAGUGUCGUCGGCGCGUUGGAAUACGGCAGCAACAAAAUCGACGUUUCUCCGUUUCACCAUUUUGGAGCGCAAGGGACCCAAGCACGAGCGCAAAAAAAUGUUGACGAUAAAUUCACUUGUCAGACUUGAGUACACUCGAGAGAUUUGUGUGCUUUGAUGGGAAUUAUUUGGCAAACAAGAAACAAGAUUACAG
Molecule: messenger RNA, 4959 nt
Organism: Syngnathoides biaculeatus (alligator pipefish)
Lineage: Eukaryota; Metazoa; Chordata; Actinopteri; Syngnathiformes; Syngnathidae
Product: zinc finger protein OZF-like
Exons: 3
Coding region: 106-1419 (437 amino acids)
Source: RefSeq, a predicted model, not a curated record